Molecule: messenger RNA, 1809 nt
Organism: Stegastes partitus (bicolor damselfish)
Lineage: Eukaryota; Metazoa; Chordata; Actinopteri; Pomacentridae
Gene: ube3d
Product: ubiquitin protein ligase E3D
Exons: 10
Coding region: 94-1296 (400 amino acids)
Biological process (GO): protein polyubiquitination; proteasome-mediated ubiquitin-dependent protein catabolic process; protein monoubiquitination
Cellular component (GO): ubiquitin ligase complex; cytosol; nucleus
Molecular function (GO): ubiquitin conjugating enzyme binding; cyclin binding; ubiquitin protein ligase activity
Source: RefSeq, a predicted model, not a curated record
UGCUACUAUUCGGAGUGACCCACUUUUAAUUAGCGCUUGAAUCCUUUUUUUUUUUUUUUUUUUUUAAUUUUUCCCAAACAUCCCGCUGUUUCCAUGUCAGACGAGAUGCCAGCCAAGACACAUGGAGCUGAAGUCUUCUUAGAGCUGAGGAAAAGGCUCCAGAGCGGACUGCUCAUUGUCAGGAAAGACGUGGCUGGAAGUCCUCCUAAUGUUGUUGUGACAGGCGGAGAUUCUUCUCUCCACAUCCGGACUCCCAGAGGUGAGCUGAGCCUGACUUUGCCAGCAGGAGUCACCUUCGAGCAGGGAUCCUGCAUUCAGACGCCUGCGGGAGCAUCCAGUGAAGACGAGCUGCAUUUCAGGCUGCGCAUACAUGUCGGGCGAAGCGCAACUGAAGAGGCCUGUGACAGCGGGAUGGAGACACUCCGGGCAAAAGAGACUUAUUGCUUCUCCUGCCAGGGCUGCAUGAGCAGGCUGCUGGAGGACAGAGUGUUUAAGCGAGUUCUUCCUCUUCCUAAUGGCAAUUGGAACACCAUCGUGGACGACUGGUGCUGCCACCCGGAUCCAUUUGCUAACAAGAAGCUAUUGCCCCGAGCAGAGGACUGUUUAGUGGGCGACACCUUCGUCCUGCUCGCUCAAGAUGCCAGCUGUGAACAGACUCUGACCAAGGAAGUGAGUCCUGUUGGCACAGAGGACAGACAAGACCCAAAGAAAACCUGCCGCCGACUGGCACUCAUCUCCUGUGCGAGUUGUUCUUCAGUGCUGGGAGAGGCUGUCGAGCCAGAGACCCUGAAGCUGUACAUCACACAGGUGGUGGUGGAACCUGCUGUAGGAGACAGAAAACUAGAAGCUUCACUUAACAGAUCUCUCUUCCUGGAGAAGACAGUAGCAGCCAGGCUGCUGGAGCUGUCCAGCUCACUGAGCACCUUCCACUUCUCAGUUCAGACUCCUGAUGGAAAAAACUUCUUACUGCUCUGGCUGCUGAACAGCGACUCCAUCACAGUGUCAGUCCCAGAGGCGUGUUUCGGGGUUGAAAGGUCCAUCAGCUCUCCCGCUCCUCACAGUCCAUCACCCAGAGCUGCCAGGGCCCUGAAACUUCUCUACAUCUCCUGCUCCGAUACGGGCUUCCAGCAGAGAGAGGUUGUUGCUAGUUGGGAGGUCAGUGCCAUAGGACAUCCUGUGGUGCUUCCGCUGAAGGUGUGUGAGGAGCUGCAGCAAGUGAUACAUGACAGCAACGCUACACUUCCUGCAUCGAUGCGUUGCAUGACGUCCUACGAGGUGGCAUACCUGAGACUGUGAGGUCACAACGGGGAAUCUGAGCGAUCACGACUCCAUUCAUCGCCCUUGAUAAGGAGCUCAGGAGCACAUGGGACAGCUGAGAACCUCCGUGAACACGCACUGUUUUUGUAAGUUACGGUAACAUCCUGCACAGAUUAGUAUGAGAAUGGAGUUUAACUGCAGAGGGAAAUGCAGCGAGCGUGUAAGAGCUUGUCCAGCAUCUCAAGUUGUGGUUUCUGGUUAAAAUGUUUGGUAGUGUGUCAUCACUUGCAAACGGAUUCAUGUUGAAACAGGACACUGCCAGGCUGCGAAACAUUAACACAUAUCCAGCAAAUGCAAAAUAAGAACACUGAAGUUCUUUUCUCACAGAACAGUUUUCUUUGUGGUUGUAAAUCUUUUUCAGUCCUUUUGUAAUUAUCCCAAAAUGCAUCAUAAUGGUUCAAAAGCCUGUAUGUACACAUAUCUGACCACUUCUUUUUUCUUUUUUUUUCUUACCCUUUUCAACACAAUUAAACAGUUGUAUUUUUGAAACAA